This is a messenger RNA of Sinocyclocheilus anshuiensis, 1266 nucleotides long. It is a transcript of the gene socs4, whose product is annotated as suppressor of cytokine signaling 4. NCBI's taxonomy places the organism in Eukaryota, Metazoa, Chordata, Actinopteri, Cypriniformes, Cyprinidae. Gene Ontology annotation, molecular function: 1-phosphatidylinositol-3-kinase regulator activity. Gene Ontology annotation, biological process: intracellular signal transduction; phosphatidylinositol phosphate biosynthetic process. The transcript is spliced from 2 exons. Gene Ontology annotation, cellular component: phosphatidylinositol 3-kinase complex. The coding region runs from base 1 to 1266 and encodes 421 amino acids. The record is from RefSeq and is a predicted model, not a curated record.
AUGCGCUUCCUCCCUUCAGUUCAUGCCGAGCUCUCACUGCACGAACUUCAGGCAUGGAAAAAUUCAUCACUCCUCUGUGAGGACAGCAGAUUUUCCUACACACUUUUCCAAAAAGGGCCUGUAGCAAUGUCAGAGAGGAAGCCCAAAAACUCAGACACACGUCCCAAGAACUUGCGGAGCUGGAGCGCUGAUAGUUACAUCCGCAGUAUUAAAAAACGCUCCCGUGGGUCAUGCCAUGAGACAGCGCCCAGAGGGGAAGAGGUGGAAGGAAUAGACGACCAGACUGUACGCUCUGCUUCUUGUCCCCGGAGACGUCGAGAGCGAAAGUGCAGCUGCACAAUCCCUGGAGAACCGGAUUUGGACUCUCCUUGCAGGAAAGCCCUGUCCCGCCGGUCUCUGAGGCAGAAGUUUCAGGAUGCCGUCGGCCAGUGUCUCCCUCUUCGCAAUCACCACCACCAUCACCACCAGUCCAGUUCCUCACGUCCAUUCUCCGUCCUUCUUUGGUCCAAACGGAAGAUUCAUGUGUCCGAGCUCAUGGAGGACAAGUGUCCAUUCUCUCCGAAAUCCGAACUGGCUCAGUGUUGGCAUCUGAUCAAGAAACAUGGCACUCAUACCAAACCUUCUUUAAGCAUUGAAACCGAACCCAAAUGUCCCUUGUUAUCCUCCUCUCCUCCAACGCUCAUUUCAUGGGAGGAGAUCCGCUCUACUGGGGCUUCUAGUCUGGAUGACUGGGAUCCUUCUUUUGCACAUGGAGACGCCCAGUGCUGCGCCCACACUGACUACAUCCUGGUUCCUGAUCUGCUUCAAAUCAACAACAGCCCUUGUUAUUGGGGUGUCCUGGAUCGUUUUGAAGCUGAGCAACUAUUGGAAGGGCAACCAGAGGGGACCUUUCUGCUCCGAGACUCUGCCCAGGACGAAUACCUCUUCUCGGUUAGCUUCAGACGCUAUAACCGCUCCCUCCAUGCUCGAAUAGAGCAAAACGGGAAGCGCUUUAGCUUUGAUGGCCGUGACCCUUGUAUGUACAGAGAUUCCAGUGUCACGGGCCUGUUGAAGCACUACAGUGACCCGGCCACAUGCCUAUUUUUUGAACCUCUUCUCUCUCGCCCACUAGCUAGGAGCUUUCCUUUCUCUCUGCAGCACAUGUGCAGAGCGGUCAUCUGUAGCUGUACAACGUAUCAGGGCAUUGACACCUUGCCUUUACCCUACAGUUUGAGACACUUCCUUAGGCAAUACCACUAUAGGUGCAAUGGAGCUUGUGCUGUUUGA